This is a messenger RNA of Magnolia sinica, 1302 nucleotides long. RefSeq names its product probable aquaporin PIP2-2. The coding region runs from base 97 to 969 and encodes 290 amino acids. The record is from RefSeq and is a predicted model, not a curated record. Lineage: Eukaryota; Viridiplantae; Streptophyta; Magnoliopsida; Magnoliales; Magnoliaceae. Gene Ontology annotation, cellular component: plasma membrane. Gene Ontology annotation, molecular function: water channel activity. The transcript is spliced from 4 exons. Gene Ontology annotation, biological process: transmembrane transport.
CCAUCUCUCUCUCUCUCUCUCUCUCUCUCUCUCUCUGCAAAAGCUUCUGAGUUUUUUCUUUUUUGAAGAAGAAGAAGAGCUUGAUUUCUUUUGGAAAUGGGAAAGGACGUUGAGGUGACGGAGCAAGGCGAGUUCACGGCCAAGGACUACACGGAUCCGCCACCAGCACCUCUGAUCGACGUUGAGGAACUGACGAAAUGGUCCUUCUACAGGGCCCUGAUUGCUGAGUUCAUCGCUACCCUUCUUUUCCUCUACAUCACCGUCGCGACGGUGAUCGGGUACAAAAGCGCGGUGGAUCCCAUCAAGAACACUGCAGCCGACGCGGCUUGUAGUGGAGUCGGAAUCCUCGGCAUCGCCUGGGCUUUUGGAGGCAUGAUCUUCAUCCUCGUCUACUGCACCGCCGGCAUCUCAGGUGGGCACAUCAACCCGGCCGUGACGUUUGGGCUGUUCCUUGCCCGGAAAGUGUCGCUCAUCCGAGCCGUUCUUUACAUGGUGGCCCAGUGCCUGGGAGCCAUCUGCGGGGUGGGGCUUGUCAAGGGCUUCCAGAAAGCCUACUACGUCCGGUACGGUGGUGGGGCCAACGAGCUCGCGGUAGGCUACAACAAGGGCACCGGUCUUGGCGCAGAGAUCAUCGGCACCUUCGUUCUCGUCUACACGGUCUUCUCUGCCACCGAUCCCAAGAGAAGCGCCAGAGACUCCCACGUCCCGGUUUUGGCACCACUCCCUAUUGGGUUUGCCGUUUUCAUGGUUCAUCUGGCAACGAUUCCCAUCACAGGCACUGGCAUCAACCCUGCCAGGAGCUUUGGAGCUGCUGUCAUCUACAACAAAUCCAAGGCUUGGGAUGAUCAGUGGAUCUUCUGGGUUGGGCCAUUCGUCGGGGCCGCCAUCGCAGCCGCCUAUCACCAGUACAUUCUCCGGGCAUCAGCCAUCAAAGCUUUAGGGUCUUUCAGGAGCAACCCCCACGUUUGAUUUCUCCCACGUUUUCUCCAUAGAGAUGGGUGUUUGGAACGAAUAAUGGCGUGAACGUCUAUGGAAGGUCACCUCAAAUCUGUCUGAUCGAGGGUCUGGUGGGCUUUUGUUUGAGAGAGAUCUGAAGACCAUGGAAUUGUAGAUAAGAGACCAAUGGGAGACUUUUCUUCCCAUUGCCUUUUUUCUUUUUUUUCUUUUUUUUUUAUAAAAUUUAUAGCAUUUUCCUUUAAAUGUAUUAGUGUUUGUUUGUCAUCUCUAUUUUCUUCCUAUCUUCUUCCAGUGUAUCUAAUGGGAUGCUACAUGAAUCUAGCAAUGUGGUUUGCAUUUCUCAAA